Molecule: messenger RNA, 1572 nt
Organism: Humulus lupulus (European hop)
Lineage: Eukaryota; Viridiplantae; Streptophyta; Magnoliopsida; Rosales; Cannabaceae
Exons: 6
Coding region: 166-1563 (465 amino acids)
Source: RefSeq, a predicted model, not a curated record
GAACGCGGAAUAUAAAAAGAAAACACAUAAGCGGACACGAGGCAUAGUGCGAUUGACGAAGAUCAUAGUAGAUAAAAUUAAAGGAAUCAAACGCCAUUUGAGGUUCAAUAGCAGGGGGGGCAAUCAAUCGGGACCCCAAACAGAGAGCUUCAAUGUUAUUUAGGAAUGCAAGCCAAAAGUAUGGUGCCAAUUAACAUUGACAAUUGGCGCGAAGUUCCUAAAUCUAUAUUGGACAGCUUAUGGAAGGAUGUCAAUCUAGCUUUCCACCUAGAUGAGAAUAUGCGAAAAAAUAUUAUUGGCUCAGUGGGUAAUAAGUGGAGACAAUUCAAAUGUAAUUUGAACAAGAAGUUUAUAGUCCCUUACCUUAAUGACCCAUCUCUUUUGGAAGCAAACCCUCGUGGUCUCCAUAAACCUCCACCAAGCUAUCAUAUAGAAGAAACACAUUGGAAAGAAUUUGUCAAGAGAAGGACAUCCAAAGAGUUUCAAGAUUUUAGAAAAUUACAACAAGAAAGGCGUAAUCAUUUACAAUACCCUCAUAGGACUUCACGCCAUAGCUAUACUGAAUUGGAAGCUGAUUUACAAGCUAAGUGGGGCACAACAGAGCAAAUAGAUCGAUCUAUACUUUGGAAGGAGGCCAGAAAAGAUUCUUCUGGCAACUAUGUCACCGAGCGUGACAAGGUCAAGGGAGAGGCCAUCGAAGACAUGCUUGAGCAAAGAAAAGAGGGCAAACUGAUUGAAAUCGGAACAAAUGACAUCCUAACACAAGUGUUAGGUACUGCUGAGCACCCCGGUCGAGUUCGAGGCCAGAGUCGAGGUGUCACACAAAGAGACUACUUUCAUAAGCCUGUUGGGGGGGGGGGGGGUCUAAGAGGCUUGCAGAAAAAACAAAUUGAGUUCGAACGACAAUCCAACAUACGACAUAGGGAAGAGAUUGAAAAGUUGAAAGAAUCGUUCAUGUCCAAGCUUGAAGAAUUAUCAACCAAGAUGGCACAUAUGCAAGCUAACUUUGAUAGUCAUUCUAGCUUUUGCAGCCAUUCUAGAGUCAAUACAAUAGAAGUUGAGGCCCCAAUUGACACUGCUCCAGAAGUUGAGGCACCAAUGGAGACUACUCCAGAUGUUGAGGCACCAAUUGACACUACUCCAGAAGUUGAGGUACUGAUGGACACUACUCCAGGAGUUGAGGCACCUGUUGACACUAGUACUUUAUAUGAGACACCUACACCUUCACCUUCUAUUCAUCCUGAGCCACUAAAGAAAGAUGUUAAGUGCAAAUUAUACAUUGAGCAAGGUGGUGAUGUUGUGGCUCUUGGACGGGUGGUGGCUACCAAAGGCAAUGUAAAUGGGAAAAGUUUAGCACCUGGUAACUAUCGCAUGGUUGUUGAUAGAUGUCUAGAUGGGAGUGCAAAACUACCUGUCUCAGUUGGGGAUGAGAUGACUCUUGUGGUUCAUGCGGUCAACAGUUAUGUUGCUUGGCCAUCGCAUCUGAUCAUUACUUAUGAUCAUGAACAGGGACCCAAGAGACUAAAGAGAAAGAGGAUUUUAGCAGCUUGUCCGCCAACAUAAGACCUAAAA